Molecule: messenger RNA, 531 nt
Organism: Microthlaspi erraticum
Lineage: Eukaryota; Viridiplantae; Streptophyta; Magnoliopsida; Brassicales; Brassicaceae
Source: the annotation of a GenBank genome assembly
AUGCAUUUGGAUUCAGCUAGUAAGGGUCAUUUUAUGGGAAUGGAUGUAGAGAUGGGCUCGCUUUGGUGGAGAAUGUUGCUCUUAGUGAUGGAAACUAUCCAGAGGAGUAUGAUCGAAGUGAUAGAGGAGAUAGCUCAGUCAAUGAUGAGAAGCACAAGAAGGAGAUCAAAGACAUUGAAUGACAAGCUUGACAAGAUCUUGACUGGCCAACAAAAGCAAGUUCACUUUGUUUGUGAGGAUGAUGUGAACCAAGAGGGGGAGGACCAACAAACUGAGGAAGUGUGCUAUAUGAGUAAUCAGGGAGGUUACUACAAAGGGUUACAACACAAACAACAACACGAACCUCUCUUACCGCAGCACCAAUGUGGAGAAUCCACAAGACCAAGUCUACCCACCUCAACAAAACCAAAAUCAAGGGGGCCAACAAACUGUUUACUUCAAGCGUGGUUACCCACCAAAGGUUUUUGGAAUCAGAACCAAGGCUCAACUCAAGCUCAAGCAGGGAGCAACUCAAGUCAAGAUCUGAUAUGA